UCCCGGCGUGCCUCUGCGCUGCGCCAUAGAGUUGCCGGCGCUGGAGCGGCGCUCUUGCUGCUUCUGUUCCUUUCUCGCCGGGGCUGUCGGUGGCAUUCGUGGGAGCGGCGGCUGUCGUGUGCGCGCUGCAACAUGGCGGGCACGGAGCAAGGGGGCAGCCCGGAGGAGAAGCACCUGAACGGGGAGCUGCUUUUGGAUACCGACGAGAGAGAAGGCGCGGUGGGCCCCGGCGCCGAGGAAGGAGCCAAGAAGAAGCGCAAGAAGAAGAAGAAGAGCAAAAGCACCGUCGCGGGACAAGAAACAGAAAGAGAUGAGACAACUCUUGAUGAAGUAACAAAACAGAUGGAUAAACAAACACUGGAGGAAAAGGACAAAGAUGAGGAUGAUGAAGAUGGUGAAGGUGAAGGUGAUGGAGCAGCAGGGAAGAAAAAGAAGAAGAAGAAAAAGAAGAAAGGACCUAAAGUCCAGACAGAUCCACCAUCUAUUCCAAUAUGUGAUUUGUUUCCCAGUGGGGUAUUUCCAAAAGGUGAAGAGUGUGAGUAUCCACCAACACAAGAUGGGAGAACUGCUGCUUGGAGAACUACAAGUGAUGAAAAGAGAGCCCUAGAUCAAGCAAGUGAAGAGAUCUGGAAUGAUUUCAGAGAGGCUGCUGAAGCACAUAGACAAGUGAGGAAAUACGUUAUGAGCUGGAUCAAACCAGGAAUGACCAUGAUAGAAAUCUGUGAAAAAUUAGAAGACUGUUCACGGAAGUUGAUAAAAGAGAAUGGCUUAAAUGCUGGGCUUGCAUUUCCCACGGGGUGUUCUCUGAAUAACUGUGCAGCCCACUAUACCCCCAAUGCUGGCGAUCCAACUGUAUUACAGUAUGAUGAUAUCUGCAAGAUAGAUUUUGGAACACAUGUCAGUGGUCGUAUCAUUGACUGUGCUUUUACUGUCACAUUCAAUCCAAAAUAUGACAGGCUCUUACAAGCUGUAAAAGAUGCAACAAAUACUGGAAUAAAGUGUGCUGGAAUAGAUGUUCGUCUUUGUGAUGUUGGGGAGGCUAUCCAAGAAGUCAUGGAAUCUUAUGAAGUUGAAAUUGAUGGCAAAACAUACCAAGUGAAGCCCAUUCGCAAUUUGAAUGGACACUCUAUUGGACCAUAUAGGAUACAUGCAGGCAAAACUGUUCCCAUUGUGAAAGGAGGAGAAGCAACAAGAAUGGAAGAAGGAGAAGUAUAUGCUAUAGAAACCUUCGGCAGCACAGGAAAAGGUGUUGUUCAUGAUGAUAUGGAAUGUUCUCAUUACAUGAAGAACUUUGAUGUUGGACAUGUGCCAAUAAGGCUUCCAAGGGCAAAACACUUGCUGAAUGUUAUCAAUGAAAACUUUGGCACACUUGCCUUCUGCCGUAGAUGGUUAGAUCGUCUAGGAGAAAGUAAAUACCUAAUGGCUUUGAAGAACCUAUGUGACUUGGGUAUAGUGGAUCCAUACCCUCCCCUCUGUGAUAUUAAAGGCUCAUAUACAGCACAGUUUGAGCACACCAUAUUGCUGCGUCCAACAUGCAAAGAAGUUGUCAGCAGAGGAGAUGACUAUUAAAGCUUCAGAGCCGUUACCUCACCUAUGUACUUUGUUGGAAUACAUUAUGCCAGAAUAAAUUUGCAAUCUGUUUUAAC
Messenger RNA from Pogona vitticeps (central bearded dragon), 1646 nucleotides. It is a transcript of the gene METAP2, whose product is annotated as methionyl aminopeptidase 2. Lineage: Eukaryota; Metazoa; Chordata; Lepidosauria; Squamata; Agamidae. Gene Ontology annotation, cellular component: cytoplasm. Gene Ontology annotation, biological process: proteolysis. Gene Ontology annotation, molecular function: metalloaminopeptidase activity. The record is from RefSeq and is a predicted model, not a curated record.